Messenger RNA from Erinaceus europaeus (western European hedgehog), 899 nucleotides. It is a transcript of the gene TVP23A, whose product is annotated as trans-golgi network vesicle protein 23 homolog A. The transcript is spliced from 6 exons. The record is from RefSeq and is a predicted model, not a curated record. NCBI's taxonomy places the organism in Eukaryota, Metazoa, Chordata, Mammalia, Eulipotyphla, Erinaceidae. Gene Ontology annotation, biological process: protein secretion; vesicle-mediated transport. Gene Ontology annotation, cellular component: Golgi membrane. Bases 39 to 641 code for a protein of 200 amino acids.
ACCUACGCAGAGCUCCCCCAGGAGACGUGAGUCGGAGGAUGAAGCAGGCCCUGGUGGACGACACGGAGGACGUGUCCCUGGACCUCGGCCACGAGGAGGAGCUGGCCUUCCGAGCGGAGAUCAGGCACCCCGUGGCCGCCUUCUUCCACCUGUUUUUCCGGGUGGCUGCCAUCGUCACCUACGUGUGCUGCGACUGGUUCAGCAAGAGCUCCGUGGGCUGCUUCGUCACCGUGCUGCUGCUGCUGUCCUUCGACUUCUGGUCUGUGAAGAACGUGACCGGACGGCUCAUGGUGGGUCUUCGCUGGUGGAAUCAGAUAGAUGAAGAUGGAAGAAGCCACUGGAUUUUUGAAGCCAGAAAGGCCUCUCCCCGCCGUGGGGCGGCCACGGAGGCGGAGGCCCGGAUCUUCUGGCUCGGCCUGGUCAUCUGUCCCCUCAUCUGGACGGUGUUCCUGUUCAGCGCCCUCUUCUCCCUCAAGCUCAAGUGGCUGGCACUGGUGCUGGCUGGGCUGUGCCUGCAGGCCGCCAACCUCUGUGGCUACGUCCUGUGCAAGCUGGGCAGCGACGGUGACGUGGGCAGGGUGGCUGCCAGCUUCCUGUCCCCAACAGUCUUCCAGACGGUGAGAGGGGCUGGGGGGCCUUGAGGGUGUCCCCACCCAGCCAGGCUGCAGGCAGAGCACCCCAGGGUGGGGGUUCCAAGUUGCUGUGCAGCCAGAGCCCGUCCGCCUCCAGAGGCCUCUCAUCUCAGUGGCCUUGACCGGAGGGCUACUUGGUCAUUCAGAGAAAGUGUGAGAGACAGCACAGUCCUGGAGCUUUCUCCAGUGCCCUCCGGCCUCUCCGAGGUACUGGGCCAGGACCCUGCCCGGCUCUGUCCCCCUCCUCUUCCUAAUGGGUCUGCGAGU